Molecule: messenger RNA, 2015 nt
Organism: Mizuhopecten yessoensis (Yesso scallop)
Lineage: Eukaryota; Metazoa; Mollusca; Bivalvia; Pectinida; Pectinidae
Exons: 3
Coding region: 60-428 (122 amino acids)
Source: RefSeq, a predicted model, not a curated record
AAAAUAUCCAAUCCUACAAUAGUUCAGGUCGAUAUAUUACUUAUCAUACGCCAUAAGUAAUGGCAGAUAUUGCUGUUGAGUUCCAGCACUAUGUUGACAUGGCGGUCGAUGGAUUUGUAAAUUUCAAGUUUUUACAGGCCUGGCGACUUUGGAUAGACGCCCUUCAUAGGCUGCGCAGACGGGCUCAUCGAUUAGAAAAUGUACAGCCCUUGCCGGAACCGCCACGGAUAUUAAAAUUAUGGGCCAGCAUCGCACUGAUAUUCGUGUUCGUCUUCAGUUUUGCAAUGUUCGUUUGUGGUAUCACUAAGGAAGUAGUAACAGAAGAACUAACGCCAGAUGGACGAUUCCGAGAAGUUUAUGCUAUUCCAAGAAUCAUGAGAAAUACAAAAUAUGCACUGUCGUGUUUUUUUCGCCGAUUAGCCAAUUAACUGAUGCCUAUGAUGCAGAUACUUUGAUAAUUACGAGGGUUUGAUUUGGAAGAGAAUCCUCAUCGACCACGUUGAUUACAAUUCAUUGGUUAGACUGUUAACUUAAAUACCGUUUUCUGAAAUGUUAUGUAUUUACUUUAAUUCUAUUUUUUUUUAUGGCUGAAUUGAAAUAUCAACACGUUAAGGAGAAAUGAAAUAAGGAUUUCGUUUAUGAGUGAUUUCAAUCUAUGAAACUUUAUUUGCCUUUUUCGACAUCGCCCCUAAUGUUAUGUACAAGGUACGGAAGGAACACAUGUUCAUUCGCAGCCAUCCAUUUAGGCUCGCCACCGUCUCUAGAAUAUUGAAUUAUUACGAAAAGAAAAAAGAAAAACCUAAUAAUUUUGUUCACUUGGAUGUCUGAUCCUAAGUUCUAAACUAGUGGAGAUAAGCUAGUAGUAAAAUGCAGUCGAGAAAGAAAUUCAUCAUAAAAAACUUAAGGGCUGGUAGCCAGUGUACAAUCCAUUGUAUGUGAAGCCUCAGUGACAUUUGCUAAAAGGGAUAUGCAAACUGAGCGUUAAAACAGAUUAAAUCCUUAAUUAUCACGCAUCAUUUUCUGAAGUCUCCUCUUGUCUCGUUUUGAUGCAGUAUCAAAGAUAUCCUGAUAAAAUAUUAACACACAUUAAGGAUUUGAAAUAUAAACAUGACAUGAAAAAAUAUUUGAAAAAAAUAUAACAAGGAUUAAUUCCUUAGUGGUAUUAUUGUGUGGAUGAGUCAUUCUCCAUCUUUUAGAUCAGAUAUCUUGAUUAUUGUUCAUUAUUAAUGUUACAACUGAUAAAUUGUCAAAGUUCCUUAGAUCAUAUGCCAUGUUUAAUUGAAAAGUGGAUUAGUACUUUUACUUUUAAGAGUUACUAAUAGAAGUUAAUCUCUGACCCGUAGGAUAGGGGCAUUCAAAACACUGUAGCAGAAACAUCCAACAACAACCGGUAGAAUUCUCUCAUUAAAUGUGAAGACGAAAGUAAUUCUAAAGUAUGUGUAAACCUAAGCUGAAGUUACAGUAUUUUAUUUUAUGUUUAAAUCGUUCUUUCAUGCAAUUUCCCGUCAAAUUUUCAGUUUUGAUAUUAAGGGAUUUGUAAAAGAAAAAGGAGCAAAUUUGUAGAUGUUAUUUUACAUAUUUUGAAAAAUAGAAUUUUGUUUUAACAAGGCAAGUAACGUCUUCAAAAUAUCAUGUAAGCAUUCAUUUCCGCGCUACAUCUUAGACCAAAUUUAUUCUAUAAUUAAUAUUUUCUGUCAGAAAUGCUGGUUUUCAAUGUUAAAAGGAAAUGUUUUCAAAUAUGAUUACUCACCAUCCUUAAAUCGAAAAUCAUCUUUCACAUAUAUGAGUUUUAUAACAAAAUCAGCAAAACAGAUUAAUUUUCAUCACAAUUGUUGGUAUUUUUAUUCAUAACUACAAACAGAAUUAUUAUACCGACUUUCAUUUUUUAUCAUGGCAGCACUUCGAAUACGCAAAAAAAGAAGAUAUACACAUAUACAGUUGUUAAAGAUUUGUCUAUGUUUCUUAUUGUGUAAUAUUUAGACAUCAAUUCUUCUAACUGUGAAUAAACUUUCUUG